Theobroma cacao (cacao) is the source of this 1904-nucleotide messenger RNA. RefSeq lists its product as uncharacterized. The record is from RefSeq and is a predicted model, not a curated record. Lineage: Eukaryota; Viridiplantae; Streptophyta; Magnoliopsida; Malvales; Malvaceae.
AAAGAGUCCUUUUUUUUUUCUUUUUUAGCACAUUGGACUACCCAUACAUGUAGCUGAGAUGAGGGCCCUGGAGAGAAGGAAAGCGGACAUACUGAAGGUUCAAUCGUAGAGCUAACAAAGGAUGUCCUGGUUCUAGCUUGGGUCAUGCUCAAGUGUCUCUGAACUUAGCUAUGUUAGGUAUAAAGAAGAAGUACUACGUUAAAGAAGAACUGAGUGAUGAGAAGGCUUCGAUGUCUGGAAGAAUGAAAAGGAGUAAUGAGAAUCAUCAGAGCAGCUUCUGUGUUAGGUCAGAGCUACACAAACCUUUUACAGGAACGCCUUGGCGGCCCGUGAAGAAGAAAGCUGCAGCUUCUACCGUGAUCGCCGUGUUCCUCUUCGUUAUUGGUGUGCUAGUUUGCGUUGGUUGGAUUGAUGCUUCCAUCUUUUCAGGUGUUUCUUCUUGUCAAAAUUUAAUUCUCGGUUCCAAUUCCACAAACGCAAGAAACAAGCCGGAGUUCCCACUCAAAUGCUCGACAGGAAACCGGACACAAACGUGUCCAAGGGACUAUCCUACCACACACAAUCCAACCAAUCCUGGCCCUUCAUCAAAAAUUACAUGCCCAUCAUUCUUCCGAUGGAUCCACGAAGAUGUACGGCCAUGGAAGGAGACAGGAAUCAGCAGAGACAUGAUCGAGCGGGCACGCAGGACAGCACAUUUCAGGCUGGUGAUUGUGAAGGGGAGAGCGUACGUAGAGAAAUAUAGGAAGUCAAUACAGACCAGAGAUAUGUUCACCUUGUGGGGAAUAUUACAGCUUCUAAGGAAGUACCCUGGAAGAUUGCCAGACCUGGAGCUGAUGUUUGAUUGUGAUGAUCGCCCUGUUGUUCGGUCGAAGGAUUUUCAGGGUCCAAAUGCUCGCCCACCGCCAUUGUUUCGGUAUUGUGCGGAUGAAUUGAGCCUGGACAUUGUGUUCCCGGAUUGGUCCUUUUGGGGCUGGGCUGAGACCAAUAUAAGGCCUUGGAGAAAUGUUUUGCAGGAGAUAAAGAAAGGUAACCGGAGGACGGAAUGGAAGGACAGGGUGCCUUAUGCUUAUUGGAGAGGAAACCCCACCGUGGCUCCUACCAGGAAGGACCUCAUGAAGUGCAAUGUUACCGACACAGAUAACUGGAAUACCCUCCUUUACAUUCAGGAUUGGACCAAGGAAUCUAAACAUGGGUACAAACAAUCAAAUCUAGAGGACCAGUGCACCCACAGAUAUAAGAUAUAUACAGAAGGAUGGGCCUGGUCCGUGAGUGAAAAAUAUAUUCUGGCAUGUGAUUCGAUGACCUUGUACAUAAGGUCUCGUUUCUAUGAUUUCUUCAUCAGGGGCAUGAUGCCAUUGCAGCACUACUGGCCCAUUAGAGAAAACAGCAAGUGCACAUCUCUCAAGUUUGCGGUGGAAUGGGGUAACGUUCACCCUGACAAGGCACAGGCCAUUGGAGAGGCUGCCGGCAACUUCAUACAAGAGGAUCUAAAGAUGAAUAAUGUAUAUGAUUACAUGUUUCAUUUAUUAAGUGAAUACGCCAAGCUCUUGAAAUUUAAACCCGAAAUUCCUCCGGGCGCUGUCGAGCUCUGUUCGGAAACAAUGGCAUGUCCUGCAAGUGGCACGUGGAAGGACUUCAUGGUAGAAUCCAUGGUGAUGUCUCCUAGUGAUACAAUUCCAUGCGCAAUGCCUCCACCUUAUGAACCCCAAGAGCUGCGAGAAUUCCUUGAAAGAAAAUCUAAUUCAACGAGGCAAGUGGAGAUGUGGGAAAACGAUUAUUGGCGUAGUAUAGAUAAAAAGCAAUAAAGCCAAAACUUGUACCUUUUCUUACUUAAAACAAGCAAACAUCCUCUGUAGACAAAUUUAUGUCAACUUUACUAAAUGAUCCAAACAAAAUUCAGUGUC